Messenger RNA from Alternaria arbusti, 327 nucleotides. RefSeq lists its product as uncharacterized. The transcript has 3 exons. The coding region runs from base 1 to 327 and encodes 108 amino acids. Lineage: Eukaryota; Fungi; Ascomycota; Dothideomycetes; Pleosporales; Pleosporaceae. Gene Ontology annotation, cellular component: membrane. The record is from RefSeq and is a predicted model, not a curated record.
AUGGCCGAGCAUCCGUCUUUUACAUUGGCAGGCUUGUUGGCGGUCGGAGGAACUGCUGGCUAUCUCCGAACACGCUCAACACCAAGCCUUGUCGCUGGAAUCGGAUUGGGUGCUUCGUACGCUCUUGCUGGCUACCGCAUCAAGCAGAACCAGGAUUACGGCACUGAACUUGCGCUUGGCAACAGCAUCAUGUUGAUGGGCUCUGCGAUACCGCGCAUCAUGAAGACCGGCGGACGCGCGCCUGUGCCGAUCGCUCUGGGUGCGACUGGUGCGCUGGCGACUUACUACUACCAGAAGAAGGUGCGCGAGUUCAGGUAUGGUGUCUGA